Messenger RNA from Molossus molossus (Pallas's mastiff bat), 1723 nucleotides. It is a transcript of the gene ABAT, whose product is annotated as 4-aminobutyrate aminotransferase. Gene Ontology annotation, cellular component: mitochondrion. Lineage: Eukaryota; Metazoa; Chordata; Mammalia; Chiroptera; Molossidae. Bases 123 to 1625 code for a protein of 500 amino acids. The transcript is spliced from 16 exons. Gene Ontology annotation, biological process: GABA catabolic process. Gene Ontology annotation, molecular function: pyridoxal phosphate binding. The record is from RefSeq and is a predicted model, not a curated record.
GCGCAGUCCGAGCGCAGGGCGCAGAUCGCUCAAGUCCGAGCCCAGCAGACCGGAGUCCGCACAUCCGAGCUGGGGCCUGGAGGUGGGAGCGUGUGAAGGUCUCUGUUCCCGAGGGAGGGGUCAUGGCCUCCAUGUUGCUCACCCGGCGCCUGGCCUGCAGCCUCCAGCACAGCUACCGCCUGCUCGUGCCCGGAUCCAGGCCUAUCAGCCAGGCUGCAGCCAAAGUCGACGUUGAAUUUGAUUAUGACGGGCCUCUGAUGAAGACAGAAGUCCCAGGGCCUAGAUCUCGGGAGUUAAUGAAACAGCUGAAUAUAAUUCAGAACGCAGACGCUGUGAAUUUCUUCUGCAACUAUGAAGAGAGCCGAGGCAACUACCUGGUCGAUGUGGACGGCAACCGAAUGCUGGAUCUCUACUCCCAGAUCUCCUCUGUCCCCAUAGGUUACAGCCAUCCUGCGCUCAUGAAACUCGUCCAGCAGCCUCAGAAUGCGAGCACAUUCAUCAACAGACCUGCCCUGGGAAUCCUGCCUCCGGAGAACUUUGUGGAGAAGCUGCAGGAGUCCCUGCUCUCGGUGGCUCCCAAAGGGAUGUCCCAGAUCAUUACCAUGGCCUGUGGCUCCUGCUCCAAUGAAAAUGCCUUCAAGACCAUCUUCAUGUGGUACCGGAGCAAGGAAAGGGGUCAAACGGGUUUCUCCAAAGAGGAGCUGGAAACGUGCAUGGUCAACCAGGCCCCUGGCUGCCCCGACUACAGCAUCCUCUCCUUCAUGGGUGCCUUCCACGGGAGGACCAUGGGUUGCUUAGCAACCACGCAUUCCAAAGCCAUUCACAAGAUCGACAUCCCUUCCUUCGACUGGCCCAUUGCACCAUUCCCACGGCUGAAGUACCCUCUGGAGGAGUUUGUGAAGGAGAACCAGCAAGAAGAGGCCCGCUGCCUAGAAGAGGUGGAGGAUCUGAUUGUGAAAUAUCGGAAAAAGAAGAGGACAGUGGCCGGGAUCAUCGUGGAGCCCAUCCAGUCUGAGGGUGGAGACAACCACGCCUCAGACGAUUUCUUCCGGAAGCUGAGAGAUAUCUCCAGGAAGCAUGGCUGUGCCUUCCUGGUGGAUGAGGUCCAGACAGGAGGGGGCUGUACUGGCAAGUUCUGGGCCCAUGAGCACUGGGGCUUGGAUGACCCUGCAGACGUGAUGACCUUCAGCAAGAAGAUGAUGACCGGGGGCUUCUUCCACAAGGAGGAGUUCAGGCCCAAUGCCCCAUACCGGAUCUUUAACACCUGGCUGGGGGACCCAUCCAAGAACCUGCUGCUGGCCGAGGUCAUCAAUGUCAUCAAGCGGGAGGACCUGCUGAAUAAUGCAACCCACGCCGGGAAGGCCCUGCUCACGGGGCUGCUGGACCUCCAGGCCCGGUACCCCCAGUUCAUCAGCAGAGUGAGGGGACGAGGCACCUUCUGCUCCUUCGAUACCCCAGAUGAGUCCAUACGGAAUAAACUCAUUUUAAUAGCCAGGAACAAAGGCGUGGUGUUGGGGGGCUGUGGUGACAAAUCCAUCCGUUUCCGCCCCACUCUGGUCUUCAGGGAUCACCACGCACACCUGUUCCUCAAUAUCUUCAGCGACAUCUUAGCUAACUUCAAGUAAAGAAGCCAUUUCCACUGCGCUCUGAGAAAGCCCUGAUCUCAACAGUUGUCAAAUUGAUUAGUUUGCCUAAUUCAUGUUUUCACUUAAAGUAUCAGAGG